Protopolystoma xenopodis is the source of this 726-nucleotide messenger RNA. The record is from the annotation of a GenBank genome assembly. Lineage: Eukaryota; Metazoa; Platyhelminthes; Monogenea; Polystomatidea; Polystomatidae.
CAGUUGCAUGCCGAAUCAUCUCGGACCUUCCGCAUCCUCGACUGGGACAAGGACGGCUCACGGCAGAGCAGAUUGGAGCCUUAUGCAUGGACUGCGCGCAUCCACGUUUUGCCAGGAGACCAGGAGGUGUCGUCGUUAAGAGGCAACCGAUUCUCAUCCUCUUCAACAGCCAGCUCCAACACGGGCUGGCCCUCGUCACUCGUUCCAUCCGGUCAUUUGCGCCGACAGAACCUGCUAGUGCAAGAAAUGAGCAUCGCCACGGCUCGAGUCCACGCCGAUGUUCCCAGCCGUGAGGUGCGCUUCCUCGUGGACGGCGUCGUGAUUUCACCCUCCGAAUUGCAGGCCGACACGUGUCCUCAAGGCUUUGAGAAGACGCGCGUCACGCGCCGAUCCCCCACAAGGAUCGGCUCGGAAUCUCGCGUUAAUUCGGGAUAUUAUUGCCGAGAUAUCGACGAAUGCAGUUCUACCCAACUCAACAGCUGUGAGCACAUCUGCGAGAACACGGUUCCGUUCUUCACCUGUGCCUGUUGGGCCGGAUAUCGACUGUCAGUGGACGGACAUUCUUGCGUCGACAUCGACGAGUGCGUGGAGGGCGUCAUAGCAGCGGACGGAGACUCUGUCAACCGCGUGAGUUGCCUGCUCCUCUGUAAGGCUACAGGGUUCGAGACCAGCCCUCGGGCUUUGGUGCUGAGUGUCUGGUAUUGGCUGGCCUUGGCGACUGACUGA